AUGUUUCUUGGAUGUUGCCCAGAUUGUGUUUGUUUUUGUUCUUACAUUUUUCUUUCUUUCUUUCUUUCUUUCUUUCUUUCUUUCUUUUUCUUUUUAAUCUCUCUCUCCUUCUCUUUCUCCGUUUUUUUUUCUUCCUCUCUUUCUCUCUUUCUUUCUUUCCUUUUUUUCAUUCUUUCGCAGUCUUUCCUUCUUUCUUUAUACGCCUUUUUUUCUUUCUUUCUUUCUUUCUUUCUUCCCAUUUUUCUUUCUUUCUUCCUUUCUUUCUCCACUCUUUCUUUCUUUCUUUCUUUUUCUUUCUUUCUUUCUUUCUUUCUUUCUUUCUUUCUUUUCUUUUUCUUUAUUUCUUUUUUUUUUUCUUUCUUUUCUUUCUUUCUUUUUUCUCCUCUUCUUUUUCUUUUUUUCUCUUUCUCUUUCUUUUUUUUUCUUUUUCUUUUUUUUCUUUAUAAGACUUUUUUCUUUCUUUCUUUUUUCUUUUCUUUUUUCUUUCUUUCUUUCUUUCUUUCCUUCUUUCUUUCUUUCUUUCUUUCUUUCUUUUUUUAUUCUUCCUUUCUCUUUUUUUUUCUUUUUUCUUUUGUUUCUUUUUCUUUUUUUCAUUCUUUCGCAUUUCCUUCUUUCCUUUUUUUUCUUUUUUUUCUUUCUUCCCAUUUUCUUUUUCUUUUUUCUUUCUCCUUUCUUUCUUUUUUUCUUUCUUUCUUUCUUUUUUCUUUCUUUUUUUUUUUCUUUCUUUUCUUUCUUUUCUUCUUUUUCUUUCUUUCUUUCUUUUUUUCUUUCUUUCAUUCUUUCCUUCUUUUCUUUUUUCUUUCUUUUCUUUCUUUUUUUUAUCUUCUUUUCUUUCUUUCUUUCUUUUUUUCUUUUUUUUUUCUUUCUUUCUUUCUUCUUUCUUUCUUUCUUUCUUUCUUUUUCUUUCUUUUCUUUCUUUCUUUCCUUAUUUUUUUCUUUCCUUUUUCUCUUUCUUUUUUUUUUUUUUACCUUUUUUUAAUUUCUUUUUUUCUUUUUUCUUUUUUUCUUUAUUACACUUUUUUUUAA
Messenger RNA from Acanthosepion pharaonis, 1026 nucleotides. NCBI's taxonomy places the organism in Eukaryota, Metazoa, Mollusca, Cephalopoda, Sepiida, Sepiidae. The record is from the annotation of a GenBank genome assembly.